AGCUAUGCCCUUCUGCCCCUCUGGGUCGGGGCAGAGCUACUGUGCUGCCUCUGGACAGUGGGAGCUGCCCUGGCCUCCCUGUGGCUCCCAGACAAACUGGCUUUGUCCUGUGCCCCCCUCUGCCCCACCCUAGCAGGGUGAGAGGCGGUACGGCAUGGCAGGGGCUACACCAGGCUGUGUGCUGGAUGGGCAGCAGGGGCUACAGCAAAUUUUAGAAUGGUUGCAGCCUGCCCCCAUAGCCAUUACCACACCCCAGUCUGGGAGCACACGACCCCCUCAUGCCCUGCCAGCACUCACCCCACCAGGGCAGCAGGGGAGGAGGGGGUAUGGGACAAAGCCACCACUUGUCCAGGAGGCGCAGGGAGGCCAGGGCGGCUCUGGCUCCUGCGUGCUUGUCCAGAGGCAGCUCGGCAGCUCCGUCCUGCCCCAGCGGGGCGAGUGGCAGGAGGGCAUAGCCCCUGCUCCCAGCGCCUUCUGCUGCCCAACCCCAGCACAGCCCCGGCCUUGCCCACCCUACGCGGAUCUGGGGGCACACCCCCUCCCAUGCGCUCCUGGGCUGGCAGCACACAGUGGCAGGAGCCACCUUAACCCAGCCCCAAUCCCUCCCUCGCUGUGGGGGCAUUGAUCUGCCCCCCUCACACCUCUUCCCUCCCCCCCACCACAAGGGAUUUACCAGCUGGAGGUAGCUGUGUCUAGCAUCAUAAAGUCGAAACCCACAUCAGAACCUCAAAACAGGGUGUACAUUUAUAAAGGUCGUAAGUGCCAUUCAUUGUAACUCAAAGUCACUAGUCAAGGACUGCCUGUAUUGUAGACCAGAAUAGAAUAAACAUAAUGGUAUGUUCCAUAUCCUUCCCUUCCUUGCCAAAGGGCUAUGGAAUAAUCCAGUCUGGGCUGUUACCCCUAUAUGGAUCACUCAAUGGUACCUUUCCUUCUGCCCCUUUGCAAAGUUCUCCCCAUCUGAUCUUUGCAAUGACUUCCCAUUUUCUUGUACCGCACCCAUUAUGUGCAGUCUCUGGUUGGAGUAGAUAAUUUCCUGAGGUCCCUUCCAGUCUUACUUUUCUAUGAUAGUGGUACCAGCCAUCCCUUCUCCCGUGGCUACAGAAAUAUGUUCCAUUUCCCCCCCCUUGCCUCAUGCAGACAAUGCAGUAGUACAAGCCAAUUUACUUCCCCCCUUUUGUUAAUGGUAUUUUCCAAUCUGUUCCAUAUCCCCGCAGACCCACACCUGGGUUCUAUAGGCUUGUCCAAUUCCUCCUAUCCCUCGUAUUGAGUGGAAUGGUUUGGUCCACUCUUCUGCUGGCCCCCCCACCUCACAGUCGUAAUGGUACAGUCCACUGACCUGAGCUUGGAGAUGGAGGAAAAUAGACUGGUCCAUUAAAAGAAAUGGGGGAAUUCUAUCCUGAAACCAAACCAUUCUAUAAAGGCAGGGAGGAUAAGAGCUGCUCCCCACCCUCCUAGCUAAAGUUGUGAAUGGACCCAUCCAUCCACAGCAGCAGGAGGGGAUGAAAUGUUCCAUGUAUACCAAGGGGGGAGGGGUGCUUUAUCCUGCCCAGCCUGGAACAAACAGUUGCCCUAAGAGGGGGCUUUCUUGAAGGGGCAGAUUCAUUAGGGCACUGAGCGAGCAGGCUACCCUGGAGGAGGGGGCUCCUAUCCAGAGUCAUUUCUGGCCCAUUCCACUCUAGCAGAUUAUUUUUUUUUGGCAGGGAGGGAGAAAGGACCAUUCUCCAUGAAACUACCCAGAGAUUGAUCGAUACCACAAAGGGGGGGGGGCAUCCUGGGUGAAGCCAUUCCAUCGGGAGAGGGGACGAAAUGCUCUGGGGCUUGAGAUGCCUCAGUUGCCUUGGUUACGGUCUCUAUGGAGACCGUCUGUAUCUAAGCGGCCAGGAUUUGAUGCUUCCAGCCACAAUUAAAUAAAAUCAGAGCUGUUUUCCGUAGCGUUGCCUGGGUCAUUUCAGCAUGCACUCCAUCCUGCAGUCCCGGCCCCUAGGCAAUUCCUCACCCUUGAGCGGGAAGGAAUCAAUCAGAGACCACCCUGCCAGCUUGGGCCCGCCCCCCACGGUGCCAAUGGAAAAGGGGUGGAGUCAUGAGAAGGAAGUGGAAUGGUAUCGCGAGAAGUCAGUGGAGGACCGCCAUCUUGGAAAGGGGAAAAAAUUCGCUUUGGAAGAAGGCAUCUUGGAGUGAGAGGACUGCAGAGGAAGCUUAUUGGGGCGGUUAUUUGGAAAGCCGGACACCUGCGUUCCCCUCCCAAGCCUGGCCUCUCUCAUGGACUCCAAGCAACCGAGUAUCUCCAAAACACUCACUGGAACGGAGCACAGGCGUACUGGCUCUCACCGCGCAGGGAACCCAGGCAUCCCAGACCGAACCCAGAUCCUGCCCCCACUUCAAACACAAUGGUCAGAGCUAGACUGGAGCUCACCUGAGCACCCACCUGCAGCAAGGUGGGGCAUGGCAGCCGUGUGGCAGCAGGUGCUGGCUGUGGACGCGAGGUACAACGCCUACCGGACACCAGGGUUCCCCCAGUUCCGCACCCAGUACAUCCGGCGCCGGAGCCAACUGCUGCGGGAGAACGCCAAGGCUGGGUUUGAGGCAGGACCACGGCGCCGAUACCUCCGGUUGCGUGCCCAGCUCUUGGCCCAACGCUACGGGCCCUUGUCAGAGCAGAGCAGCUGCCGGGCCUACAGCAACAGCCUGGUGCGUGGCAGCCGCACCACCCUGGACCGCAUGGAGGACUUCGAGGAGGAGGCACGGGCGCUGGGAGCACGGGGGCACCGGCGCUCCGUCAGCCGUGGCUCAUACCAGCUGCAGGCCCAGAUGAACCGUGCUGCCCAUGACGACAGGCCACCAGGGGGGCUGGUGCCGACGGCAGCAGCUGAGGCGAGCCGGGCCAUGGCUGGGGACACAACCCUGAGCGAGAACUAUGCUUUUGCUGGUGUCUACCACAUCUUUGACCAGCAUGCCGACCAAGCCGUGCCAAAGGUGGCGUUUGCCCAUGAUGACCGACACCUUCUGGCCUGCUGCUCAUGGGAUGGGACACUGUCAGUGUGCCGCCUUGCACCAGGGCCACCAGCUGUGCUGCAGGUGCUACGUGGGCACCGUGGGCCCGUGGCUGAUUUUGCCUGGGCCUUGUCCAACGACCUGCUGGUCUCAGCCUCACUGGACACCACCCUGCGCAUCUGGGCCCCCAGCGAUGGGCGCUGUGUGCGCGAGGUUCCUGAUCCUGAUGGUGCACCCCUGCUCUGCUGCGUCUUCCAGCCCCUCAACAACAACCUCACUGUGGUGGGGAACGGGCGCCAGGGACUGCAUGUACUGAACAUCUCAACAGGGAAAACAGCACGGGGAGGCUCAGCUCGGCUGGGUGGGCGGGUGCUGUCUCUCUGCUUUGAUGCACCUGGGCACCUGCUAUGGGCUGGCGAUGACCACGGUGCCAUCUGCUCCUUCCUCUUUGACGUGGCAACUGGAAAGCUGAUGAAGGCAAAGCGACUGGUGUUGGGGGGUGGUGCAGCUGUGACCAGCAUCUCAGCUCGGUCCUGGAUCAGCCGUGAGGCUCGAGACCCCUCGGUGCUGGUCAGCGCCCGUGGCCCUGGCGCUCGCCUGCUGCUCUACCGGGUGGUGGAUACUGAGGGAGGGCUGCAGCUGAAGCGCAGCUUCCCAGUGGCACAAGGGACGCAGCCUGUGCGCUCUAUCUUCUGCCCUCUUAUGUCUUUCCGCCAGGGCGCCUGUGUUGUGACAGGCAGCGAGGAUGCAUGUGUGUACUUCUUCGAUGUGGAGCGCUCAAGCCGGGCUGUAGUGAACAAGUUGCAGGGUCAUGGUGCCCCUGUGCUGGGUGUCAGCUUCAACUGCGAUGAGAGCCUGCUGGCUUCCAGUGAUGCUCGUGGCCAGGUCAUCGUCUGGCGCCGUGAGCAGAAGUAGCCACUUCCUGUCCUGGAUGAAUCCACGUCCUGUCCUGGAUGAUUGCAGCCAAUGAUGGAAUGCCUGUGGCCAGUUCGUCUGGUGUUGUGAGCAGAAAUAGCUACUUCUGGUCCUGGAUGUGUCCCCUACCUGUUCCCAAUGACUGAUCCAUGAAGGGAUGGUCGUGGCCAGGUCAUUAUCCGGUGCUGCAAGUAAAUGUAGCUACUUCUGGUCCUGGAUCUACCCUCUGCCUGUUCUGAAUAUCUGCUUCCUGUCCCAGAUGCACCCACUGCCUGACCUGAGGGAGUAUAUCCUGAAGACACCUGCAGGCAGGUUAUCAGCUGGUAUCAUGAAUUGUAACUACUUUCUGUCUUGAUUGUACCUACUUCCUGUCCUGAAUACUUUCCUCCCCAGGGCAUACCCA
Molecule: messenger RNA, 4309 nt
Organism: Alligator mississippiensis (American alligator)
Lineage: Eukaryota; Metazoa; Chordata; Crocodylia; Alligatoridae
Gene: WDR13
Product: WD repeat domain 13
Exons: 11
Coding region: 2260-3906 (548 amino acids)
Cellular component (GO): nucleus
Molecular function (GO): protein binding; promoter-specific chromatin binding
Source: RefSeq, a predicted model, not a curated record